AUGGAAGAGAGAAAUGAAGUGCUGCUUCCAGGCUUUAGAUUUCAUCCAACAGAUGAAGAGCUUGUCGGUUUCUAUCUCAAGAGAAAAGUUCAGCAAAAGCCACUUGCUAUUGAGCUUAUUCGACAACUAGAUAUUUACAAGUUUGAUCCAUGGGAUCUCCCAAGUUUAGCACCAACCACUGGAGAAAAAGAAUGGUAUUUCUUCUGUCCAAGAGACCGAAAAUACAAGAACAGCUCAAGACCUAACAGAGUCACAGUCGCCGGAUUCUGGAAAGCUACAGGGACUGACCGGCCAAUUUACUCGUCGGAGGGAACAAGAUGCAUCGGUCUCAAGAAAUCGCUUGUAUUUUAUAGAGGAAGAGCAUCCAGAGGUACCAAGACUGAUUGGAUGAUGCAUGAGUAUAGACUUCCUACUAAAGUGCAGCCUUUUGAUAAGAGCAUGCAUCCGAACGAUUCAUGGGCAAUUUGUAGGAUUUUCAAGAAGAGCGCUACGAUGGCUCAAAGAGAACUGAACCACUCGAUGGCUCACUUAUUUCAUAUCACCGAGAACUCCGCCACGCUCUCCAACAUUCCAAACGCUCAAGGAACCAGACCACCCGAAUUCUUCCCCGUCCUUGAUUUCACCUCCUUUUCUCCCUCGACGCAUCUCAACUUCUCCCCCGAAGAAAUCAACGACGUCAAGAGAGCGUCGACCAACGUGAACUUUGGACGGCCAGGGGCAGACGACGCGUUGAGGGUCGAAGAAGAGGACGCGACGAUGAGAAAUGCUGGGCUGGGAGCAGCAGGUGCUGCGGAUUUUCCCUUCGAUUUGUCAUGGGAGUCUCCGUCAUGCUUCUAUGAGUUGGAUGGAGAAUAG
Messenger RNA from Asparagus officinalis (garden asparagus), 855 nucleotides. Its product is annotated as protein FEZ-like. The record is from RefSeq and is a predicted model, not a curated record. Gene Ontology annotation, biological process: regulation of DNA-templated transcription. The transcript has 3 exons. Lineage: Eukaryota; Viridiplantae; Streptophyta; Magnoliopsida; Asparagales; Asparagaceae. Gene Ontology annotation, molecular function: DNA binding. The coding region runs from base 1 to 855 and encodes 284 amino acids.